AAGUUGUUUUGUCCUAACAUCGAUAACUUAAUCCAUUCCAAAGUAUCCCCUACGGCCUAAACUCUCUCUCUCUCUCUCUCUCUCUCUCUAUGUCUUCGAAGCAAGCAAACACCGACGCGCAAGUGCCGGACCCGGAGGUGCGGCCCGUCGGCGGCACCGAGCACAGCUGGUGCAGGGCCGUCCCUGGCGGAACCGGCGUCACUGUCCUCGCCCUCCUCCUCUCCAAACCACCAAACCUCGCGCUUCUCCAAAAUGCCCUCGACAAUCUCCAAGUUUCCCACCCUAUCCUCCGUUCCAAGCUCCACUUCGAUUCCACCACAAACAUUUACUCCUUCGUCACUCCCGCCACUCCUCACGUCCAAAUCCAGCCGUUCGAUCUCGCAUCAACAGCUGAGAUUAUCCGGCGCCUCGCCGAUCCAUCGGUGUCGCCCUUCCACCUGAUCGUGGAGCACGAAAUGGAGCAGAACAGUUGGCGCGACAAUGCUGAAACGGCCGUGAUGUUUGCGAGUGUGUAUGAUCUGAGCGGCGAGGAGUGGGUGGUGGUGCUGCGGCUGCACACGGGGGCGUGCGACCGAACGGCGGCGGCGGCAGUGCUUAGGGAGCUGUUGGGACUCGUAGGUGGAGGGACGGGAAGGGAACUGGGGGGGAAAUCGAAGGUCAAUUUGGGAGUUGAGGAUUGUAUUCCCAGCGGCAAAACAAACAAGCCGUUCUGGGCGCGUGGAGUGGACAUGCUUGGGUACUCUUUGAACUCUUUCAGGCUGGCGAAUUUGAAUUUCCUGGACGUUGAUUCGCCCCGGCGGUCGCAGUUCUUGAGGUUGCAGAUGAAUUUGGAUGAGACCAAUCGGUUUCUUGCUUGUUGCAAAUCAAGAGGUAUCGGAGUAUGUGGAGCUUUGGCAGCUGCUGGACUGAUUGCAGCUUGUGCCUCCAAAAACCUUCCUGAUGAUCAAUGGGAGAAGUAUGCUGUUGUGACCCUCAUAGACUGUCGUCCAGACCUUGAACCAAGUUUUAAUAGCCACGGUCUUGGGUUUUACCACUCUGCCAUCCUGAACACACACGACAUAAGAGGCGGAGAAAAACUCUGGGAGCUGGCGAACAGAACUUACAUGUCCUUCGUGAAUGCAAAGAAGAGCAGCAAGCAUUUCACGGACAUGGCAGACCUCAACUUCCUCAUGUGCAGGGCCAUCGAAAACCCGGGCUUGACUCCAUCUUCAUCCCUGAGAACUUCCCUCAUCUCAGUAUUUGAGGACCCUGUGAUCGAUAACUCUACCGAAAUGCAUAGAGAGAUUGGACUCGAGGACUACGUAGGCUGUGCUUCUGCGCACGGUGUAGGGCCCUCCAUGGCUAUAUUCGAAACGAUCCGUGACGGACAAUUGAAUUGUCCAUGCGUGUAUCCUUCCCCGUUGCAUUCGAGGGAACAGGUGCAGGGGCUGGUUGAUGAUAUGAAGAGGAUUCUUGUGGAUGCUAGUUCUUGUGAGGAUGGUGAAAGCUAAAUCGUUCCUCUUUAUUAUGAGCUUAGCUUAUUGGUGAACAUGUUCUAAAUGAGCUAAAUUGUUUGAUGGAGUGCUUAGCUUAUUGGUGAACAUGUUCUAAAUGAGCUAAAUUGUUUGAUGGAGUC
Diospyros lotus (date-plum) is the source of this 1615-nucleotide messenger RNA. RefSeq lists its product as uncharacterized. The transcript is spliced from 3 exons. The coding region runs from base 90 to 1490 and encodes 466 amino acids. The record is from RefSeq and is a predicted model, not a curated record. NCBI's taxonomy places the organism in Eukaryota, Viridiplantae, Streptophyta, Magnoliopsida, Ericales, Ebenaceae.